AUGGAUUUCCGCUCCCUCGCUGCCAGCCGCAGAGACACUGACCGGACGACAGGGCUCGGCACGGCAGGACACCCUCAGCACCCCAAGCAGCAGGACAGCCACUGCAGCAGGACACCCUCAGCACCCCCAGCAGGACACCCUCAGCACUCCCAGCAGGAUGCCCACAGCACCCCCACAGCAGGACACCCUCAGCACCCCCAGCAGGACACCCACAGCACCCCCACAGCAGGACACCCUCAGCACCCCCAGCAGGACACCCUCAGCACCCCCACAGCAGGACGCCCACAGCACCCCCACAGCAGGACACCCACAGCACCCCCACAGCAGGACGCCCUAAGCACCCCCAGCAGGACGCCCACAGCACCCCCUGCUGGACGCACAGACGCAGACUCCGGCAGCUGCUCGCGCUCCAGCGGGACGGACACGGUCCCAAUCCGGACUCACGGAGCGACGCAGCAGAACCUUAAUUCUCUGGAAAGCUCGAUCCAGAACCUGUUGUCGGAGCUGUACCCUCCCUUUGAGGCCACCGCCCCCACUCUUCUCAGCCAGCUCUUCCAAAUCAUUGAUAGUCGUUAUCGGGGAGAUGCUCUGCGGUGCCUGCUGGACUUUCUGGUUCCAGCUAAGCACAUCCUAGACACCGUGCAGCAGGCUGCAUGUGCUCAGUACUCUGAUGUACUUUUCCUGUGUGAGGGCUGGCCUCUGUGUUUGCGUGAUCGAGUUGUCGUCCAUCUCGCACCCAUCAACCCGUUGCUACUUCAGUCUGGUGACUUUUACCUCCAGGUCGCACCAUUCUGUAACCAAUCGGCUCGCAUCUUGGUUUGCAGCCUCCUGGAAGAGGAGGGGCUCCUAGUAGAAGUUGUCGAGGAGACUCCGAUUGCUGAAACCUCCUAUCCUUGUUUAUUCCGCCGUGACUGGUUGGAGGAGAUCAACCAGGGUCGCCAUGGAACGCCUCUCAGUCAAUGCCUGCUUGCCACUGAGCAGGGCGUGGUGAGGUUGCCAUGGGAACGGGUGGCCCUGCCUGAUUUUGUGGACGUGCCACUGUGUGCUUGGAGUAGUAUGGCCUCGGCUCCUCCUUCAUAUCUUCCAUUACCACCUCCGCUUCCUCAUCCUCCACCUCUUCCUCAUUUUCCUGAGAAUUCUUCAAUAAAUCGUUCACUUCCUCUUUCUCCUCCAAAGACAUCUUCACCAAAACAGUACCCUGUUACCAGUCAAAAUUCGAUUAUAGCAUCUUCCUCACAUCCCUCUGCCUUCUCUGUGGAGACCCGUAUAUGUCCAGCGAGGCAUGGCAUUGCAGUGUCACUCUGCCUGGUGGAUACUAGCGCUGCUUCUUCAUCGAGACGAGUCAAAGUCAAAGAGACCGAAAGUGAGCCAAAGCCUAUCGGCCGGGUGUCUCCUAAUAUGUGGGACAGGGGCUUUACUGGGACAGGCCCAAAUACAGCCACAAAAACAAGCACUGUUUCAGGUACACACAACCCCGCAAGUGGAGAUAGAACUACCUGCAAACGUGAAGAUAAGAAUGUAAUUGUUUGCAAAAAUAUAGGACCAGAUAAACAUAAAGAUACAAACACUCAAAAUAUAAGCAGGAGAGAGCCAGAAGGUCACACUGUUGUCGAAGGAGAAUAUAUUGAUAUUCUGCAGGCAACUAUGCUUUUCAGUCAAGCUCAGUCUGCAGCUGAAGAACAACAGAAACUAGAAGUUCAAAUGCAGUCGCAUGCACAAAUCGAACCGCAAAUGCAACCAUGUCCAGAAAUGGAGUCCUACAGGCAAACACAGAGACAGCCUAACAAACAGACCCCACCUCAAGCACAGUCACAAGCACAUGGCCAGUUAGCAACAAAACCACAAACACACGGUCCUUCUAGAUCAGAGGCUACUGGAGCAUUGAAGCCCAACAUGUCUGCCGAGACCGCUCUCCACCAUUCCCAAUCCCAUCACCCUCUCCCUGACUCCCUUGAACCUUUUCAGUGUGUCCGUACCGUCCGGUUCUCAGAGAAACCCUGUACCCCGUGUAUGAGGAGAAGACAGGGCGGAAAUGCGUCCAAAGGUCAGGAGCUGAGGUGUCGAUACAGAGACUCCUACCAGGCUGCUAUACAAAACCCUGUCUCCUUUGGACAGGAGAAGGAGAGGGGGACUAUGUUAGCCGUGGUGGAGGAGGAUAAUGCGUUCUCCCAGUGUGAUGAAAGACUCCCAGAGACGGAAACGGGGGAUCCAUGGCGCAAUGUUCAAGGAACGUGGUAUAAUCCUGUGAUGCAACAACAGUCUCCGUCCUCUGUCAGUGGAGCCAUCUGUAAAGAGUCAGGAGAGAAGAACCAAGUUCCAUAUUGGAAAACAGGAAAUACAAACACUGCCCCCUGUACGGAUUACAGGGAAACAAAUGCUUUAAAUGUUGGUGGGCUACCACAAGCAACAACUGAAAGGACCACUCUGCGAUUCAGUGACCUCAGGGAUGCACACUCUGUCAAUACGUAUGGCAAUUUAUACAAUGAGAAUGGGACAAGCUUGAAGGAUCCUAACCAGUCAGAUGUGAUCUCUGCCAAACACCCCAGAUUACCGUUUACUUCAACUGAAAUGUCAGCAAUGAACACGAGCCUCAAGCCUCGAGAAAGGCUACAGAACAAAACCAAUUCCAUAGGAGUGAGUCCAAACUUUCCUCAGCCUCUUUCAGCACCACAUAACAGACAUGAGUACGUCUCAGACGGAAGAGGUUCAUCCCUCUCCACAGCUGUGGUGGACACCUCAGAAAAGUGUGGGCUCGUCAUUGUUGAAGGUCAAAAUGUGAGAAGAAGAGAAAAUACUGGCUCCUGUGCAGAGAUUCCCCAGCUGCAUGUGGUCAAAUGUAAAAACAGCACAGCCUUUGGACUGGUUUCACCCAAGAUCAACAGGAGGAAGAUGGUCAUUCCAGAUGCUGCUCAGCCUGACAGUAACUUCAUCACCAGUAGAAGUGGCCAUCAGAUGGAGAACCCGUCACAGACAGAUCCACCUCCAGCAAUAGAGACACAGAAGAUCUCCCAGCCUGCUUCUACUCGUCCCAGACUGGACCACCUUCCCCUGGGAUCUCCAGACCCCAGAGCCCACCCCCUCUACCUAGGAGUGGCCUCUAUCACAGGUGGCAAAGACCGGACAGGAAGGGCAAUAGUUGAGCUCUAUGGACACCACCAGGGAUGGACAUCAGCUGUAACCAGCCAAGAGCUUCUACAGAUGCUGCUCUACUUCCGCACUAUCACCAGGAGAGAGAUUCGAGAAGCUGGGAUGACGCUCAUUUUUGAUUCGAGGAGGACAAAUCCUCAGCCGCAGCUCUAUAAGGCCUUGAUGACGCUUCAGGAGCUGAAUCCCCAUGCAGUGAAUAAUUUCGUGCUGCUGGUGAACAAGGAGAACAGCCUUCGACCAGAGAGAUGUCCCGGCAUCCAGCAGACUGAAGUGGUGACGUCCAUGAAAGCCUUGUUCAAGCUGGUGGAGGUGAGUCAGCUCAGCUCCUGCCUGGAGGGCGCACUGUCCCACAGCCACUGUGACUGGAUAGAGCUGCACCAGAAACUUUUCCCAUUUGUGUCCAAUCUUCAUGAGGCGUCCGGUCUUCUCUUGAGCGCCAUCAGUAAGUUGGAGGAGCCCCAGAGGACAGACACUGUACAGACCGUGCAGCAGUGUAUGGUGGACCAGAGGACUCUGAUGAGGAACGUCCUGGAGGACAGUCGAUUGGUCAGCCUGCAGAGGGAGGGCGGGGCCAUCCUAGCGAGGCUGAGGAAGGAGAGUGACCUCAAAUACCCGCACUGCGAGGACCUCAGUGAUGCAGUGGACUCAGUGACCAGCCUGUACAACCAUGUGGAGGAGCAGGCUCAUGUCCUCGUGCAGAGGUCCAACAUGUCACUGGAACACUUGGAGUAUCUGCUGCAACUCAGAGAAGUGGAGGGACACUUCAUGCAGAUGCAACAGUGGUUUCAUGUAGAGGGAGAGCGCCACAUGCUAGAGGCCGAAACAGUCAACAACUCCGGAGAACGGAUGGAGCAAAUCCUCAACAGCUUCACUGGUUUCCUGAUUGAAGCGAAUGACCGUAGGCACCACGCCAUGACCUUGGUGUCAGAGGCCGAGCGACUCCAGCAGAGCGGCCUCCUCUACUCCGAGACGGAGGCGUUCGGGACUCUAGCCAGCACCUUCAAGUCCGGCCUGGAGGAUUUUCUGUGCAGGGCGGAGGCAUGUGGCAGGGAGCUGCAGAUCAUGGUCAACGUGUGUGAUUUUUGUGAGCAGGCUACAGCUCUCGCCAGCGAAUGCAUUGAGUACCUGGACCAGACAACACCACCUGUCAAUCAAACAAACACUCAGCCAAUACAACACCAAAACCAAGACCCCAGACUCAGCACUGCAUCCCUUUGCCCGUCUGAUAUCCACACAGCACACGCCUCAGGCCCAACCAACACCAGUGUUUUACUGUCGAGCAAUGACACCUCCGUCCUCCAGACCUUCCAAGACAGGUUCCUUCAGUUCAACUUAGAGAGAUUUCAGGAGGUGGAGUCCCAGGCCAGCGCCCUGCGGGGCUCCAGGGGGAUGCAGGUCUGGAACGCAGCCUGGCUGAGAUGCCAGGAGGCCAGGCAGCAGCUACAGGAGAGGAUGCAGGAUGUGGAGGAGGUUUUCCAACAUCAACCGGAUUCUAGCAGCUGGUGUGAACUCCACUAUGUCGAUGUGGUGAGCACUAACGUCCAGACGCCGUCCUCCGGUGGGCAGAAUCUGGUGGUACAAUCAACACCCGGCCCUGGGCACCCUCAGUGGGAGGGCAUCGUGUCGGGAGCCGUGGAUUUAGGGAAGAGAAGGCCGAUUCUGGGCAGCAACAACACUAACUCAAACACGGACGCCUGCCGUAACAUCACAAGUGAGGAUCCCAGUGAUGCUGUAAACAGCCAGGGGUCAAAGGUCACUCCACAGUCACCUCCCAGAUGGUAG
This is a messenger RNA of Pseudoliparis swirei, 4929 nucleotides long. RefSeq lists its product as uncharacterized. Lineage: Eukaryota; Metazoa; Chordata; Actinopteri; Perciformes; Liparidae. The coding region runs from base 1 to 4929 and encodes 1642 amino acids. The record is from RefSeq and is a predicted model, not a curated record. The transcript is spliced from 15 exons.